This is a messenger RNA of Hippopotamus amphibius kiboko, 13533 nucleotides long. It is a transcript of the gene PRKDC, whose product is annotated as protein kinase, DNA-activated, catalytic subunit. The transcript is spliced from 86 exons. Gene Ontology annotation, molecular function: protein binding; DNA-dependent protein kinase activity. The record is from RefSeq and is a predicted model, not a curated record. Gene Ontology annotation, cellular component: nucleus. Lineage: Eukaryota; Metazoa; Chordata; Mammalia; Artiodactyla; Hippopotamidae. Gene Ontology annotation, biological process: intrinsic apoptotic signaling pathway in response to DNA damage; double-strand break repair via nonhomologous end joining; telomere maintenance. The coding region runs from base 126 to 12506 and encodes 4126 amino acids.
CCUCCGAGGCACUUCCGGGCCCGGGCAUCCGUGCACGCGCGCCGGGAACCCAGGCCUAGCCGCGUCCCCCGGGGCACUUCCGGGCCCGGGCAGCGCGGGAGUCGGCGCCGGGGCUGCUGGGCGUCAUGGCGGACGCGGGGUCCGGCGUGCGGCGCUCGCUGCUUCAGCUGCAGGAGUCCCUGUCCGCGGCCGACCGCUGCGGAGCGGCGGUGGCCAGUUGUCAGCUGCUGCGGGGCCUGGGGCAGGAGUGCGUGUUGGGCUCCGGCCCCGCGCUGCUGGCAUUACACACUUCCUUAGUUUUUUCCAAAGAUUUUGGUUUGCUUGUAUAUGUUCGGAAAUCACUUAGCGUUGAUGAAUUUCGUGAUUGUAGAGAAGAAGCCCUAAAGUUUUUAUGUGUCUUCUUAGAAAAAAUUGGCCAGAGGAUUACACCUUAUUCUCUUGAUGUUAAGAAUACUUGUACCAGUGUUUACACAAAAGAUAAAGCUGCUAAAUGUAAAAUUCCAGCUCUAGAACUUCUUAUUAAGUUACUCCAGGCUUUGAGAAGUUCUAGCCUCAUGGACGAGUUUAGAGUUGGGGAGCUAUUUACCAAAUUCUAUGGAGAACUUGCACUGAAAACAAAAAUACCAGAUACAGUGUUAGAAAAGAUAUAUGAGCUCCUCGGAGUAUUAGGUGAAGUUCAUCCCAGUGAGAUGGUAACUAACUCAGAUAAACUCUUCCGGGCUUUUCUGGGUGAACUUAAGACCCAGACGAUGUCAGCAGUGAGGGAGCCCAAACUUCCGGUUCUGGCAGGGUGUCUGAAGGGACUGGCUUCACUUAUGUGUAACUUCACUAAAUCCAUGGAAGAAGAUCCCCAGACUUCAAGGGAGAUUUUUGAUUUUGCAUUCAAGGCAAUCCGUCCUCAGAUUGACCUGAAGAGAUACGCAGUGCCUUUGGCUGGCUUGUCCUUAUUUAUCCUCCAUGCGUCUCAGUUUAGCACCUGCCUUCUGGACAACUACAUUUCUUUAUUUGAAGUAAUGUCGAAAUGGUGUAGCCACACACAUGUAGAAUUGAAAAAAGCUGCAUAUUCAGCUCUGGAAUCUUUUCUGAAACAGGUUUCUUUUAUGGUAGCAAACGACGCAGAGGCGCACAGGAGUAAGCUGCAGUACUUCAUGGAGCAGUUCUAUGGGAUCAUCAGAAACGUGGACGCGCACAGCAAGGACUUGUCCAUCGCCAUCCGUGGAUAUGGACUGUUUGCGGGGCCUUGCAAGGUUAUAAACGCAAAAGACGUUGACUUCAUGUUCAUGGAGCUUGUUCAGCGCUGCAGACAGCUGUUCCUCACUGAGACGGAAACGGCCGAGGACCACAUCUACCAGAUGCCCAGUUUCCUCCAGUCUAUUGCCAGUGUCUUGCUUCACCUUGAUACAGUUCCUGAGGUCCACAUGCCAGUUCUGGAGCACCUUGUAGUCAUGCAGAUGGACAGUUUCCCCCAGUACAGCCCCAAAAUGCAGUUGGUGUGUUGCAAAGCCAUAGUGAAAGUUUUCCUGGCCUUGGCAGAAAAAGGACCAGUUCUCUGGAAUUGCAUUAGUACUGUUGUGCAUCAAGGUUUAAUCAGAAUAUGUUCUAAACCAGUGAUCCUUCAAAAGGGUGGUGUGCCUGAGCCCGAGGACCGUCCUGCGUCAGGGGAAGUUAGAACCGGCAAAUGGAGAGUACCCACAUACAAAGACUAUUUGGAUCUUUUUAGAAAUCUCCUGAGCUGUGACCAGAUGGGUUCUGUUUUAGCAGAUGAAGCAUUUCUCUUAGUGAAUUCCUCCCUUCAAAGUCUGAAUCGCUUGCUGUAUGAUGAAUUCGUAAAAUCUGUUUUGAAGAUUAUCGAGAAAUUGGACCUUACACUGGAAAAGCAGAAUGUUGGGAAACAAGAGGUUGCAAAUGAAGCUGCUGGUGUCUGGGUGAUCCCGACUUCAGAUCCGGCUGCUAACCUGCAUCCUGCUAAACCCACAGACUUCUCAGCUUUCAUCAACCUGGUGGAAUUUUGCAGGGAGAUUCUUCCUGAGAAACACGUAGAAUUUUUUGAGCCGUGGGUAUGCUGCUUUGCAUAUGAAUUGAUUCUGCAGUCUACACGGUUGCCACUCAUUAGUGGUUUCUACAAAUUGCUUUCUGUUGCUAUGAGAAAUGCCAAGAAAAUAAAAUAUUUCAAGGGUAUAGAUCCAAAGAGUCAGAAACAAUCUCCUGAGGACCCAGAAAAGUAUUCUUGCUUUGCUCUGUUUGCAAAAUUUGGUAAAGAGGUGGCAGUUAAAAUGAAGCAGUACAAAGAUGAACUCCUGGCCUCCUGUUUGACCUUUGUCCUGGCCCUGCCACAUGACAUCAUUGAACUUGACGUCAGAGCCUACGUCCCCGCAUUGCAGAUGGCUUUUAAACUGGGCCUGAGCUAUACCCCGUUGGCGGAAGUAGGCCUGAAUGCCCUAGAGGAGUGGUCAGUUUACAUCAGCAAGCACGUAAUCGAGCCCUAUUACAAGGACAUUCUGCCCAGCCUUGAUGGGUAUCUGAAAACUUCAGCCUUACCAGAUGAGACCAGGAAUAACUGGGGAGUGUCAGCACUUUCUCGGGCCGCCCAGAAAGGACAUGCUAGAGAUGUGUUAAAGUACCUGAAAAGGACAAAGGACAUAUCAUCGCAUGAAGCGCUGUCCUUAGAAGAAAUACGGGUUCGAGUUGUGCAAAUGCUUGGCCGUCUUGGGGGACGAAUCAACAAAAACCUCAUAACAGCGGCGUCCCCCGAGGAGAGGGCCCGGGGCUGGGUGGCCUGGGACCGAGAGAGGAGGCUCAGCUUCGCGGUGCCCUUUGCGGACAUGAAGCCCAUCGUCUACCUGGACCCGUUCCUGCCUCGUGUCACAGAGCUGGCACUUUCGGCCGGCGACAGACACACCAAAGUUGCGGCCUGUGAGCUUCUGCACAGCAUGGUUAUGUUUAUGCUGGGGAAAGCCACUCAGAUGCCUGACGGUGGCCAGGGUCCCCCACCCAUGUACCAGCUCUAUAAGCGCACUUUUCCUGUGCUGCUUCGACUGGCAUGUGAUGUAGAUCAGGUGCCGAGGCAGCUGUACGAACCUCUAGUCAUGCAGCUGAUUCACUGGUUCACCAACAAUAAGAAGUUUGAGAGUCAGGACACUGUUGCCUUACUGGAAACAAUCCUGGAUGGAAUUGUCGACCCCUUUGACAGUACUUUAAGAGAUUUUUGUGGUCGGUGUAUUCAAGAAUUCCUCAAAUGGUCCAUUAAGCAGACGACACCGCAGCAGCAGGAAAACAGUCCAGUAAACACCAAGUCACUUUUCAAGCGACUGUACAGCUUUGCACUUCACCCCAAUGCUUUCAAGAGACUGGGAGCAUCGCUUGCUUUUAAUAACAUCUACAGGGAAUUCAGGGAGGAAGAGUCCCUGGUGGACCAGUUUGUGUUCGAAGCCUUGGUUACAUACGUGGAAAGCCUGGCCUUAGCACAUGCGGAUGAGAGGACCUUGGGCACCGUCCAGCAAUGCUGCGAUGCUGUUGAACACCUGGGGCGCAUCAUUGAGAAGAAGCACGUUUCUUUAAAUGAAGCAAAAAAGCGACGCUGUCCCCGUGGCUUUCCUCCUGCGGCAUCCUUGUGUUUAGGGGACGUGGUCCGGUGGCUUUUCACCAGCUGUGGGAGGCCCCAGACGGAGUGUCGACACAAAUGCAUGGAGCUCUUUUAUAAGCUUGUGCCUCUUCUGCCAGGCAACAAAUCCCCUUGCCUGUGGCUGAGAGAUCUGAUCCAGGAGGAGGGCACGUCCUUCCUCAUAACCACCUUCGAGGGAGGAGGAGCCUGCGCGCCGCCCUCUGGCAUCCUGGCCCAGCCCACCUUCCUGCACCUGCGCGGGCCCUUCCGCCUGCGCUACGUCCUGCAGUGGAUGGACGCACUGCUGGCUGCGCUCGAGAGCUACAACACCUUCCUGGGCGCCGGGACCCUUAGCGCUGCCCACGUGCUGGGUACUGAAACACAGUCUUCACUGUGGAAAGCAGUGGCUUUCUUCUUAGAACGCAUUGCUCUGCAUGAUAUUACUGUGGCAGAAAAGUGCUUUGGUGCCGGGGCCUCAGGUGACAGACCCAGCCCACAGGAGGGAGAAAGAUACAAUUACAGCAAAUGCACGGUGGUGGUCCGGGUCCUGGAGUUCUGUACGACUCUGCUGGGCGCCUCCCCUGACAGCUGGAAGCUCCUCGGGAAGGAUUCGUGCAGCACAGACCUUGUGAAGCUCCUGGUGAGAACGCUGUGUGCACCCUCGAGCGUGGGCUUCAACGUUGGGGACGUGCGGGUGAUGGACCACCUCCCCGAUGUGUGUGUGGGCCUGCUGAAGGCCCUGAAGACGUCCCCGUUCCGGGACGCGCUGGAGACGUGCCUCAGGGAGGAGGUCACAACACAGAGCAUUGAGGAGCUGUGUGCUGUUGACCUGUACGGCCUGGACGCUCACGUGAGCAGGGCCAGGCUGACGUCUGUCGUGUCGGCGUGUAAGCAGCUUCACAGGGCUGGCUUGCUGCAUGUUAUAGCACAGCCUCAGUCUGCAGAGCAGCAGCAUCCUCUCGGCACAAAGCUGCUUUCCCUGGUGUAUGAGAGCAUCGCACCUGGAGUCGAAGGGCAGUGCCUGCCUUCACUGGACCCCGGCUGCAGGCGGUUUGCCAGUGGACUUCUGGAGUUGGCCUUUGCGUGCGGCGGGCUGUGUGAGCACCUGGUGGGUCUUCUCCUGGACACAGCAGUGGUGUCCAUGCCAUCCUCCGGAGGGUCCCAGAGGGGCAUCGUCAGCUUCUCUCAUGGACAGUAUUUCUACAGCUUGUUCUCAGAAACAAUAAACACUGAAUUGUUGAAAAACCUAGAUGUUGCUGUAUUGGAACUCGUGAAAUCAUCUGUGGAUAAUCCCAAAAUGGUAAGCACCGUUCUGAAUGGUCUGUUGGAUCAGAGCUUCAGGGACCGAGCCAGCCAGAAGCACCAAGGCUUGAGACUGGUGGGUACCAUCCUGCAGAGCUGGAGGAGCUGCGACUCGUGGUGGGCCAGGGAUGCCUCCCCAGACAGGAAAACGGCCAUGCUGACCUUACUGGCAAAAAUCUUGCAGAUUGAUUCAUCUGUAUCUUUUAAUACAAAUCACAGUGCAUUCCCAGAAGUUUUUACAACAUACCUUAGUCUACUUGCUGAUCCGAAUUUGGGUCUACAUUUAAAGGGCCAGGCUCUGGUUCUGCUCCCCUUCUUCACCAGCCUCACGGGAGGCUGCCUACAGGAGCUGAAGCACGUUCUCGAGAAGCUCAUCGUCUCUAAUUUCCCUAUGAAGUCGGAAGAGUUUCCCCCAGGCACUCUGCGGUACAAUAAUUACGUGGACUGUAUGAAAAAGUUUCUGGACGCGCUGGAGUUGUCUCAGAGUCCUGUGCUGUUGGAGCUGAUGACAGACCUCCUUUGCCGGGAACAGCAGCAUGUGAUGGAAGAAUUAUUUCAGUCCACUUUCAGGAACGUUGCCAGAAAGAGUUCGUGUGUCACACAGUUAGGCCUUCUGGAAAGCGUGUACCAGAUGUUCAGGAGGGGCGACCUGCUGCCCAGCGCCACCCUCCAAGCGACUGUGGAUCGAGCUCUCCUCACUCUGCUGUGGCACUGUGGCUUGGAUGCUUUGAGAGACUUCUUUAGCAGAAUUGUGGUGGACGCCAUCAAUGUGUUGCAGUCCAGAUUUAUAAAGCUGAAUGAAUCUACCUUUGAUACUCAAAUCACCAAGAAGAUGGGCUAUUUCAAGAUGCUCGAUGUGAUGUACUCUCGCCUCCCGAAGGAUGAUGUUCACUCUCAGGAAUCCAGAAUCAAUCAAGUGUUCCAGGGCUCAUGCGUCACAGAAGGAAACGAACUUACGAAGACACUUAUUAAGCUGUGCCACGCCGCCUUCACGGAGAACAUGGCGGGGGAGGCGCGGCUGCUGGAGCGCCGGCGGCUGUACCACUGCGCCGCCUACAACUGCGCUGUGGCGGUCGUCCGCUGCGUCUUCACAGAGCUCAGGUUCUACCAGGGCUUCCUGUUCAGCGAGAAGCUGGAGAAGAACUUGCUAAUUUUCGAGAACCUGAUAGACCUGCGGCGCUGCUACGCGUUUCCCGUGGAAGUGGAGGUUCCUGUGGAAAGAAAGAAGAGAUAUGAUGAGAUCAGGAGAGAAGCCAGGGAAGCAGCCAGCGGGGAUUCAGAUGGCCCCCACUAUAUGUCUUCCCUGCCGUCUCUGGCGGACAGCAGCCUGAGCGAGGAGAUAAGUCAGUUUGACUUUUCCACCGGCGUUCAGAGCUACUCGUACGGCUCCCAAGACCUGCAGGCCACCACUGGGUAUUUCCGGAGACGGGAGCAUCCAGACCCUGAGGUCCCAGGCGACGUGCUGGAGUUGGAGAUGGACGAGCUGAAUCAGCACGAGUGCAUGGCCCGCAUGGCGUCCCUGGUCCGGCACAUGCAGAGGCUGCAGGCGGCCCUGCCGGGAGAGGAGGGUUCGGUGCCGAGCCUUCCUCCUUGGAUGAGAUUUCUUCACGACAAACUAGGGAAUCCAUCGGUAUCACUAAAUAUACGUCUCUUCUUAGCUAAGCUUGUUAUUAAUACAGAAGAAGUCUUCCGGCCUCAUGCAAAGCACUGGAUCGGACCCCUGCUGCAGCUGGUGGUCUCUGAAAACAACGGUGGGGACGGGAUCCACUACAUGGUGGUUGAGAUCGUGGCCACGGUUCUUUCUUGGACGGGAGUAGCCACUCCUGUGGGGGUCCCUAAAGAUGAAGUGUUAGCAAAUCGAUUGCUUCAUUUUCUAAUGAAACAUGUUUUUCAUCACAAAAGAGCUGUGUUUCGACAUAACCUCGAGAUUAUAAAGACCCUUGUUGAGUGCUGGAAGGGUUGUUUAUCCAUCCCUCACAGGUUAAUAUUUGAAAAGUUUUCCAGUAAAGACCCUAAUUCUAAAGACAAUUCCAUAGGAAUCCAGCUACUAGGCAUUGUGGUAGCCAAUGGCUUGCCUCCCUAUGACCCAAAAUGUGGCAUCGAAAGUGUAAAGUACUUCCAAGCUUUGGUCCAUAACAUGUCCUUAGUCAAAUAUAAAGAGGUGUACGCAGCAGCAGCAGAAGUUCUGGGACUUAUUCUUCGAUACCUUACUGGGAGAGAAAAGAUGCUGGAGGAGUCUGUGUGUGAUCUGGUGGUAAAGCAGUUGAAGCAGCAUCAGAGCACGAUGGAGGACAAAUUUAUCGUCUGCCUGAACAGAGUCACGAAGAACUUCCCUCCUCUUGCCGACAGGUUCAUGAACACCGUGCUCUUCCUGCUGCCGCGGUUCCAUGGUGUGAUGAAGACACUGUGUCUGGAGGUGGUGUUGUGUCGCGCAGAGGAGGUAGCGGACCUGUACCUGCAGCUGAAGAGCAAGGAUUUCGUUCAGAUCAUGAGACACAGAGAUGAUGAGAGACAGAAGGUGUGUUUGGACAUAAUGUACAAGGUGAUGGUAAGACUGCAGCCCGCGGAGCUGCGGGUCCUCCUGAGUGCCGUGGCGGAGUUCCUCUCUCACCCCUCUGUGCUGUGCCGUGAGCGGAUGUACCGCGUCCUCAUGUGGGUGCACGACAAUUACCGAGAUCCUGAGAGCCAGGCAGAUGAUGACUCCCGGGAAAUAUUCAAGUUGGCGAAAGAUGUGUUGAUCCAAGGAUUGACGGAUGAGAACCCUGGGCUCCAGUUAAUUAUUAGGAACUUCUGGAGCCACGAAACUAGGUUGCCGUCAAAUACCUUGGACCGCUUGCUGGCCCUGAGUUCCUUAUAUUCUCCUAAGAUAGAAGCGCGCUUCUUAAGUUUAGCGACAGAUUUUCUGCUUGAAAUGACCAGCAUGAGCCCUGACUUCCGGAGCCCCAUGUUUGAGCACCCGCUGUCAGAGUGUGAGUUUCAGGAAUAUACCAUUGACCCCGACUGGCGCUUCCGGAGUACGGUCCUCACGCCGAUGUUCGUGGAGACCCAGGCCUCCCCGAGUGUGCUCCAGACCCGGACCCAGGAUGCAGCCCCGUCGGCCCGGGGGACAAUGGCAGGGCAGGUGCGGGCCACCCAGCAGCAGCACGACUUUACAGCCACACAGAGUGCAGGGGGAAGAGGCUCCUUCCACUGGCUGACAGGGGACAGCAUUGCCUCACUGGGGGAUGACUCGGCCUCCGCCACGGCCGAGUCCCCGUCCUCGUCCUUGCUGUUUGCUCACCAGAGGCCUGAGAGGCCCCGCGGGGCAGCCCUGAAGCCAGUGGGACCUGAUUUUGGGAAGAAAAGGCUGGGCCUCCCUGGGGACGAGGUGGAUAAUGGAGCGAAAGGGCCAGACAAUCGGGCAGAGAUCCUGCGGUUACGCAGACGAUUUUUAAAGGACCGAGAAAAACUGAGCUUGAUUUAUGCCAGGAAAGGUGUUGUUGAGCAAAAGCGAGAGAAGGAGAUGCAGAGCGAGCUGAAACUGAGGCAGGAGGCCCAGGUCGUCCUGUACAGGAGUUACCGCCGUGGAGACCUUCCCGACAUCCAGAUCCCGCACAGCGGUCUCAUCACCCCCUUGCAGGCCCUGGCCCAGAGAGACCUGCUUGUCGCGAAGCAGCUCUUCAGCAGCCUGUGCUCAGGGAUCCUGAAGGAGACGGACAAGUACCGGACCGUGUCAGAGAGGCAAGGCGCUGCCCAGAAGCUGCUGCAGGACUUUACGCACCUUCUUAGCACCACCUUCCUCUUCUUCCCACCGUUUGUGUCCUGUAUCCAGGAGGUCAGCUGCCGACAUGCUGACCUGCUGGAGCUCGACCCAGCCUUGGUGAGUGGCGCCGGCCUGGCGGGCCUGCAGCAGCCCGGGGCCAUCCGCCUGCUGGAGGAGGCGCUGCUGCGCCUGGCACCCCGGGAGCCGCCCGCCAAGCGUGCUCGGGGGAGGCCCGGCCUGCCCCCUGACGUCGGCAGGUGGAUGGAACUUGCCAGACUGUACAGGUCUAUUGGAGAGUAUGAUGUCCUCCGAGGUAUUUUCAGCAGUGAGAUAGGCACGAAGCAGGUCACGCAGGACGCGCUGUUGGCGGAAGCGAGAAGUGAUUAUUCCGAAGCCGCACGGCUGUAUAAUGAGGCCCUCAAUAAACCGGCAUGGGAAGAUGGCGAGCCUACGGAAGCCGAGAAGGACUUCUGGGAGCUCGCAUCCCUCGACUGCUACAACCAGCUGGCAGAGUGGAAAUCGCUGGCGUACUGCUCCAUGGCCGGCACUGCCGGCGAGGGCGCCCCGGACCUCAGCAGGAUGUGGAGUGAACCCUUCUACCAGGAGACCUGCCUGCCAUACAUGAUCCGCAGCAAGCUCAAGUCCCUGCUCCGCGGGGAGGGCGACCAGGUGCUGCUGACCUUCGUGGACGAGGCGGUGACCUCGGAGCUGCGGAAGGCCCUGCUCGAGCUCCGCUACAGCCAGGAGCUGAGUCUCCUCUACAUCCUGCAAGACGACCUCGACAGGGCCAAGUAUUACAUCGACAAUUGCAUUCAAAUGUUUAUGCAGAAUUAUUCUAGUAUUGAUGUCCUUUUACACAGAAGUAGACUCACCAAAUUGCAGUCUGUACAGACUUUCAUAGAAAUUCAGGAGUUCAUCAGCUUUAUUAGCAAACAAGGUAAUUUAUCAUCUCAAGUUCCCCUUAAGAGGCUUCUAAAAACCUGGACAAAUAGAUAUCCGGAUGCUAAAAUGGACCCAAUGAACGUCUGGGAUGAUAUCAUCACGAAUCGAUGUUUCUUUCUCAGCAAAAUAGAGGAGAAGCUCACUCUGCUCCCAGACGGUGGUGGUGUGAGUGAGGGCGAGGAUGGGAUGGAUGUCCAGGCUCAGGAGGAAGACGCUCAGCUUCUGAUCUCGAGCUGCAAGUUCUCCAUGAGGCUGGAGAUGGUCGAGAGUGCGCGGAAGCAGAACAAUUUCUCACUUGCCAUGAAACUGCUGAAGGAGCUGCACAGAGAGUCAAAAUUGCGGGCGGACUGGCUGGCGGGGUGGGUGUGGAGCUACUGCCGGCUCAGCCACAGCCGGGCCCAGGCCCAGCGCUGGCCCGAGCAGCUCUGCACGGCGCUGCGGACGGCGUCCUUGCUGGAUGAGAACACACCCAGCUAUUUGAGCAAAAACGCUGUGGCUUUCCGUGACCAUAGUAUUCUCCUGGGCACGACGUACAGGGUCAUGGCCGACGCGCUCAGCAGCGAGCCUGCCUGCCUUGCUGGGAUGGAGGAGGGCAAGGCCAGGAGAGUCGUGGAACUUUCUGGGUCCAGCUCAGAGGACGUAGAGAAGGUUACGGCAGGUCUGUACCAGAGAGCGUUCCACCACCUGUCUGAGGCCGUGCGGACAGCGGAAGAGGAGGCCGGGCCCUCAGCGCGGGGCCAGGGGCCUGCGUGUAGGCUGACAGCGGCUUACCUGACGCUGGUGGAGUUCUGCGACCAGCAGCUUCGCAGGGAGGAGGAGGGCCCGUCCGUCCUGGAGGCGGCAGCACUGCACACGUACGCAGCGCUCGUGGUGGACAACAUGCUGAAAGCACUGAAGUUACACUCCAGCGAGGCCAGGCUGCGGGUCCCCCGACUCCUGCAGGUUGUCGCACAGUAUCCAGAGGAGACCCUGAGCCUGAUGGCCAGCAAGAUGCCUUCCGUUCCCUGCUGGCAGUUCAUCGGCUGGGUCAGCCACAUGGUGGCCCUGCUGGACAAGGAGGAGGCUGUUGCCAUCCAGCGCACCGUGGAGGACCUUGCCGACCACUACCCACAGGCCAUCGUGUACCCGUUCACCAUCAGCAGUGAAACUUAUUCCUUCAGAGACACUUCUGCUGGUCAUAAGAACAAGGAGUUUGUGGCCAGGGUUAAAGCAAAGCUGGACCGAGCGGGAGUGGUUCAGGAUUUCAUCCACGCCCUGGAGCAGCUCUCCAACCCCGAGAUGCUCUUCAAGGACUGGACAGAGGACAUGAUGGUUGAACUAGGAAAAAACCCUGUAAAUAAAAAGAACGUUGAGAGGAUGUAUAAGAGAAUGUACGCAACCUUGGGAGACCCCCAGGCUCCAGGGCUCGGGAGUUUUCGAAGGAUGUUUAUUCAGGCUUUUGGAAAAGAAUUUGAUAAAUACUUUGGGAGAGGAGGUGCUAAGCUCCCUGGCAUGAAGCUCCGGGACUUCUGUGCCAUCAUCAGCUUGCUGCUUGAGAGGAUGAGCAGGGGCGCGAAGGAGCCGGGGAACCUGAAGGAAUGCUCGCCCUGGCUGAGCGACUUCAGGGUGGAGCUCCUGAGGGAUGAGCUGGAGGUUCCUGGUCAGUACGACGGCAGAGGGAAGCCGAUGCCUGAGUACCACGCCCGCAUCGCCGGCUUCGACGAGCGGGUGAAAGUGAUGGCCUCGAUCAGAAGGCCGAAGCGCAUUGUGGUGCGCGGACACGACGCACGCGAGUUCCCCUUCCUUGUCAAGGGCGGUGAGGACCUGCGGCAGGACCAGCGCAUCCAGCAGCUGCUGCAGGUCAUGAACGGCCUGCUUGUCCGCGACGCCGCCUGUGGCCAGAGGGGCCUGCGGGUGACGACUUACGGCGUGGUGCCCAUGACCUCCAGGUUGGGGCUGAUUGAAUGGCUUGAAAACACCUGCACCUUGAAGGAACUUCUUCUGAGCAGCAUGUCACGGGAGGAGAAGGCAGCCUACAGCAGUGACCCCCAGGCGCCGGCGUUUGAGUACAGAGACUGGCUGCGGAAAAUGUCGGGAAGGGGUGACGUCGGGGCCUACGCGCUCAUGUUCAGGGGAGCGAGUCGCACUGAAACCGUCACAGCUUUUAGAAAAAGAGAAAGUAAAGUGCCAGGUGAUCUCUUAAAGCGGGCCUUCCUGAAGAUGAGCACUGGCCCCGAGGCCUUCCUGGCCCUGCGCAGCCACUUCGCCUGCUCGCAUGCGGUGCUGUGUGUGGGCCACUGGGUGCUGGGCAUCGGCGACCGGCACCUGAACAACUUCAUGGUGCGCCUGGACACGGGCGGCGCCAUCGGGAUCGACUUUGGACACGCAUUCGGGUCGGCCACACAGUUUCUGCCGGUCCCUGAGCUGAUGCCUUUCCGUCUUACGCGCCAGUUCGUCAACCUGAUGCUGCCCCUGAAGGAGACGGGGCUCGUGGCCAGCGUCAUGGUGUGCACGCUGCGGGCCUUGCGUGCGCGCCCAGGCCUGCUCACCACCACCAUGGACGUGUUUGUGAAGGAGCCGUCCUUUGACUGGAAGAAUUUUGAACAGAAAAUGCUAAAAAAAGGAGGAUCAUGGAUUCGAGAAAUAAAUGUAACUGAAAAAAAUUGGUAUCCCCGGCAGAAGAUACAUUAUGCUAAGAGAAAGUUAGCAGGUGCCAAUCCAGCAGUUAUUACCUGUGAUGAGUUACGUCUGGGCCAUGAGCAGGUGCCUGCCUUUGAGCACUACGUGGCCGUGGCACGAGGAAGCCGAGACCACGACAUCCGUGCCCAGGAGCCAGAGAGUGGACUUUCAGAAGAGGCCCAAGUGAAGUGCUUGCUUGACCAGGCAACAGACCCCAACAUCCUCGGCAGGACUUGGGGAGGGUGGGAGCCCUGGAUGUGAGGUCCCCUGGAGUCAGCAGAUAAAGGGCAUGCGGGUGUUUAGAGCGUGUCCUAAACGUUGAUCCAAGCGAUCCGUGGGCUGACCUUCCUGAAGCACUGAAGAGAAGGGGUUUACUGACACACUUGUGUCACGAGUUUAAUCAAGGUUGUGAUGAAGACAUGAAUGCUGGCGUGGGUGAGUGACUAGGCCACAAUUCAAGAUUAGGUCGGGGUUAAACGGGUGUAGAAGAGAAGUACAUAUGCAGGCUUGUGCGAGCACGGAAUCAAGACCAUAGCAGAUGGCAGGUGCUGCGCGCCGAGCCGACCGGCCGCUGUCUCGGUUAAUGGUGGGGAGAGCACUCCACGUGCCGUGCUCGUCUGCAGGCGCAGCGCCUUGGAAACCACGCCUGGGAGACUUUGUCCCCAAGACUUUGUGAGAGUGACUGACAGGAUGUGAGCGACAUUAGCAGCGCAGGAGUAAGAACAGGUCAGGCUACAAGUAUGGCUUAUAUUUAGAAAAGAUUGUAUUUGACAUUUUAGGAUAUUUUUUAGGGUUUUUUUUCUUUCACAUUUUUUCUUGUGGUUUUGACAUUCUAUGAUAGAAUUGUUCUCUAGAAGUAUUUAGGAGAGAGAAAAACCUUGCUCUUAGCACUCAUUUUUGCUACUCUGAUCACAACAGGGAGGUGGAUAAAAGAGCUUUGCAUCCCAGACUCAGGAAAGCUUCAAAAAUUCCAAGUAUGAAAGUAGGGAUGGCACUAAGCCUUCCAGUUCUGGGAAAAUGAGAGAAAUCCCUGUUGGAAGUGAACCCUUACUUGGAGAUAAAACAUGCAUUCUAGAGCAGCCAGAUCAAGUUAUGAAAUACAGAAACAGCAUCCUCUCCACUUACAGAGCCUCUGUCCACCCUUGUCUUCUGCACCUGGAGCCGAUUUCAGGUUGGCUUUGAGCUUUUUGUUAUUGUUUUUUUCAAACAUUUCUGGUUAGAAACUCUGUUAUGAUUUUGGCAAAUAGUAAAUAUUAAGACUAAGGAACAUUAAAAUUUUUUUCCCAAA